Ornithodoros turicata is the source of this 7454-nucleotide messenger RNA. Its product is annotated as G-protein-signaling modulator 1-like. Gene Ontology annotation, molecular function: G-protein alpha-subunit binding; GDP-dissociation inhibitor activity. The transcript has 13 exons. Lineage: Eukaryota; Metazoa; Arthropoda; Arachnida; Ixodida; Argasidae. The record is from RefSeq and is a predicted model, not a curated record. Bases 207 to 2126 code for a protein of 639 amino acids. Gene Ontology annotation, biological process: establishment of mitotic spindle orientation. Gene Ontology annotation, cellular component: cell cortex.
CCGACGUUUCCGACCACCAUUCCGCCAUUACUUCCAACAUCCGUGGCCCACCAUCCUGGCUGUUCAAUGUGUCCGUUGUACUGGAGUACACCCUUGAGAGCCUGUGUGAUAUGUAAACAAAUAACCGAGAGAACUUAAUUUUAAUUUUACACCAGGACCGAGAGACCGUUCUGGUUCUGAACUGCUUUCAUUCGUGAAUUUGUAACAUGGAUUCCAGUAGCUGUUUAGAUUUAGCGCUCGAAGGUGAACGUCUAUGUAAAGGAGGGGACUUCCGAGCAGGAGUAGCAUUUUUAGAGGCAGCUGUCAACAUAGGGACUGACGACACAAGAGUUCUUAGUGCCAUUUACAGUCAGCUUGGAAAUGCCUCGUUUUAUUUGGGAGAUUACGAUAAGGCUCUCGCAUACCAUCAGCAUGAUCUCAAUAUAGCCAAGAGGAGUGGUGAUUUACUGGGCGAGGCAAAAGCCAGUGGAAACUUGGGCAACACCCUCAAAAUGAUGGGUAAAUUCGAUGAAGCCAUAAUGAAUUGUGAAAGGCAUCUAAGCAUAUCCAGGGAGAAAGGUGACAAAAUAGGGGAGGCAAGGGCACUGUACAAUCUAGGCAAUGUGUACCAUGCAAAAGGGAAGCACGUAGCUCGGGCUAGCCAGCAGGACCCUGGAGAGCUGCCGCCUGAUGUGCGGGACUGUCUCCAAAGGGCCAUACAGUGCUAUGAGAAGAACCUGCAGUUGAUGGUAUCCCUUGAUGACCGAUCAGCACAAGGGCGUGCCUACGGUAAUUUGGGCAACACGCACUAUCUGCUCGGCAAUUUUACCAAGGCCGUCACGUACCACCAGCAGAGGUUGAAGCUAGCCAAAGAGUUCGGAGACAGAGCAGCGCAGCGGCGAGCCUACAGCAACCUUGGAAACGCUCACAUUUUCUUGGGGGAGUUUGAACUAGCAGCAGAGUGCUACGGGAAGACUUGCUGGCUCGCCCAAGAACUAGGUGACCGUGCAGUAGAAGCACAGGCGUGUUACAGCCUAGGGAACACGUACACCUUACUGAGAGACUUUGAACGAGCCAUCGAGUACCAUCUGCGACACCUGCGCAUUGCGCAAGAGCUCAAGGAUUUGGUUGGUGAGGGCAAGGCCUAUUGGAGCCUUGGGAAUGCCCACUGCUCCCUGGGGAAUCACAAAGAGGCACUGCGAUACGCAACUCAGCAUCUUCACGUCUCCAAAGAGCUUGGAGAUCAGGUGGGCCAAGCGACAGCACAAAUGAGCAUUGCUGACCUCAAGGAGGCUAUUCAAUGUUCACAAGCAGAUGAAGCAGAUAAACCCAGAAGAGAGAGUAUGGAUCAAAUGAAUUUACUCAAUAUGAGUGGUCAAGCACAGCGAGGUGCCAUGGUGGACGACUCGGACCAGCACAUCAGACCCAGGAUGGACGUUCCUCGGCCAUCAAGAAGCGCCGAACGUAGCCUAGCGACAUCCAUGGAUCAGGACGCAUUCUUUGAGCUGCUCAGCGAAUUUCAGAGCAAACGCAUGGACGACCAACGUUGUUCCAUCACACCCAUAGACAACAAGGAAAACAUUUUGCCAAAUGGGCCGGCUCACAGGGCAUCCUCCAGCAGCUCGAGGCCCGAGGACACUGCCAGCGUGCGCGAAGAACUCCUCGACCUGAUCGUGGGUAUGCAGAGCAGACGCAUGGACGAGCAGCGCACCAGCCUUCCACAGCUACCGGGGUUGAGGAGGAACAACAACAACAACAGCUUGCAUCACCGCAUGUCUGUGGGCUCUGUGCCAGAGGAUGAUUUCUUCGAUAUGCUUAUCCGCUGCCAGGGGAGUCGCCUAGAGGAUCAGCGGAGCAGCAUGCCCACCCUCCAGCGAGCGCCCAGUGCACCUGCGGGUGUCAGCACUUCCCGGUCGGCCCCCACUGUGCCGGACGACGACUUCUUCUCGCUCAUACUGCGUGUGCAGGCAGGACGUAUUGAGGAUCAACGCACACACUUUCAGCCUCCGGAUGUACCUAACUCAACCACAAAUGCCGUGGGAGGGACGACAGCUCCUGCCCCGCAGAGGCCUCCCGCCAGGAGCGGUCUCAAAGGAAGCCUCAAGUCAGCACUCAGAGGGAGCCGUCACUCUAAGUGUAAACAGUGAUACCUGUCGACUGGAUCGACAGUGUGGUCUGCACAGCUACAAGUGGAGUCAUUGCCAAGGCCAUGGCAGGAUUGUUUAAGAAGUGUUUGAGGUUACUGUGCACAGUUAUGCACAGUGCUCCUAAAAGGUCACAAAGAAUCAAAACUUGCGUUGUCUGUACUGAAGCAGCGGUAGAAGGCUGUAAAGUUUUUAUUUUAGGCUUUUAUUAUUUAGGCUAUAUUUUAUUUUAUUAUAAGACUAUUUCUACAAUAUAGUUACGACAGCAUGAACUAGUGACACACAUUUUGUCAACAGUCGGUUGAAAUUUUGCUGGUUAACUAAUAGUGUAACCAUAAAGAUCACUAAUUCACCACCGAAAUUCUGGGGACUAUGUUCUCUUGUUAUCAAAGUUAAAUUCCUGCUGAAAUAUUUGUAAAGCUAUUGCUUGGCAACACCCUCACAAACUGACCACCUCAUCAUCAACCUUUAUUAAAAGGGUACAUACAUUCUUGGUAUAUUUCACUUCCGGGAGUUUUAUAGAAAUCGCCUACCGCUCAACCCAGCCCUACUGCUGGGCGAUGAAGCUCUUUUACCCAUUAGUAGAGUCUUCAGUUUUAUUAGACACUUUUUUUAAAUGCCUCAUAAUUUUAAGCAAACCAUUCUUUUUUAAAUUUUUUUUUUUAUUAUUAGAACAGAAUUUUCAUUAAUUUUUAUCAUGUACUGGUUUUAACCUUAUUGCUCCAUUUAUAACUGAUGACACUUUUAACAACGUUUUGGCGCAUUGUAGCCUUCGUUGCUGCUGGGCCAUAAAAAUGCUAAUCAUCAUCAUCAUCACUUGUCAUAGACUAAAGGUGGUCCGAUUGUUGGUCACAAAGUAUUGGAUAUAAUUCCUAAUAGCAAGUAUUUUAUCUUAAUGUUGUAGGGUAUGAAAUUAUGUACUUAUUUCACAUGUGUUCGAGGGAUACAUCUACUCCUUUGUCUAUCUGUGGUCGGAACACAUUUCUCGGUCAGUGAACUGAUUAAAAGCCACUUAAUUGAACAAUUUUGUGAAGCAGCACCCACUGCUACUACACAAAGAACACGUGUGACUGCAGUAUUUCUAUACGGCGGUAAGCACACUACCACACUGACAAAUUAAUAUAAUUAGCUCAGCUCUGAAUUAAAUUUUUGCUUGGCUACCAUAUUGGCCGUGCCAUUUUUGUCACAUGUUGUAUUUCUGGAUGUUUUUAGUUUCUUCUCGCUUGCUAUGUGGAUAAAGAUGGAAUGGGGGGCUCGCCUUUUGCAGCCAUUGCUGCUGCCUUUGUGAGAGAAUGUGUCAUCCACAUUAUGUACAGUAUUUGAGUGGAUGUUUAUCAUUGCUCGAAAACUCGGCUAGCAAUGACUGUGCAGGACUUAAUCUUACACCUCUUGCUGUGGCCUAGGAAAGCUCCUUAUGUGACCCAGAACGGCGGAGAAAGCAGUGUAAAGGAAUAUAGCAGGGUUGUCAUGAAAUGUGUGUCCUAUGCUGAGAAAAUUGUGCCAACCUACAAAAAAAAUGGACAAAUCUAAAAAAAAAUGUUGGUGAGUGUAGGAAUACAGAGGGAAUUCCCACGAAACUCUGCAUUCAGGAGCUUCCACAUUCCUAACCGUAGACGAAUAUGAUGUAAGAUGUAAAAAAAAAGCGGGCGAAGUGUAGAAUAGCAGUGGUAUUAGCAAGCAGUCUGGAGCCUGUAUGCUAAAAUUGAAACCUUAAAGGAGCAAUGAGGUGACAUGGCUAAAGCCUUUCCGUGGUGGUGGAAAAUUGACAUUUCCGCAAAGUGGGGUUUACAAAAUCCACAGGAUUCCAUGGGCAAGAGAAACCAAGCAAAAAUAUGUUAACAGCAUUCUCCCAAGAUCGCUUACUGGCUCGUCCCGCGCACUUUUCCAGCGUUUCAUAACUUCUCUGUGCACGCAGGAAAUUAGACCCAACUCGGACAAUUUCUGUCCAGGCGUUCGUUCCAUGAUAUGACGUGACAGCAGCUCCCCCUGCCAUUCUUCUUUCUUCUAAGCUCACAGUCACAUGAUCGGCCCACCCGGGGGAUAGCGGACUCCACAAAGUUUUCUUUCUUCUCAGCUCACAGUCACAUGAUCAGCCCAACUAGGGGGAUAGCUGAUUUCACAGAUUUUUCUUUCUUCUCAGCUCACAGUCACAUGAUCAGCCCCCCUAGGGAGAUAGCUGACUCCACGAAGUUUUCUUUCUUCUCAGCUCACAGUCGCAUGAUCAGCCCACCUGGGGGGAUAGCUGACUCCACGAGGUUUUCUUUCUUCUCAGCUCACAGUCACAUAAUCAGCCCUCACGAAGACCCGAUGGCUGACCUCACGAAGUACCUCCUGCUUCUCUCAUUCUCUUACACACUCCUUCUAAGAGUGGAAUGUUUUUGGAAGGCCUUGCGCCAUGCGCUGUGCUGGUCCCCUCCGCUCGUCGCCCUUUCACAGGAGCUCAUUUUAUUUGUCGCAGAGCAGGCCACAGCCAGAAAUAAAAUAAUUACCUUGGGCCACCACAUUGCUCCUUUAAUGUGUGUUACCCUAUAGCACUUGAUAAGUCUUUCUUGCGUUAUCGAUCGUGCAGAAGAAAAAUGACUGAAGCCUUCGGGAACUCCUUUUCGAAUGAGUUUCAAUUGCUAUCACUGUUUGAAAUUGAUUCCGCAGUCUUGUUGCUUUUGCUUUUGUCCCAGAGGGAAGUGAUAAGCUCACACGAAUGCUAAUGGGUUGGCGUACCCCUGAGACAAUCAAGCAGUUUUUUCCCGGGUAUAAUUUGUAUUAAUCAAAGCCAACAAUUGAAGCAAACGGGUUAGGACAGAGCUGAAUUGAGACAGUAUUUAAUAUUUCCCUUACACGUUGUAAGCUAUGCAGACCGCUAACACCAGAGUAAGUUAGGACCGUGGCAGCAGAAGUGGAUUUGCAUUUACCACAUGUACAUACGUUACAAUGUAGUGGCAUCUGUUCUGUACAUAAUGUCGCCUAUUCCUAGAUAGCGUGGAAUGAGAGUACUUAAUAUGCAGCAGUAUCAUAUUGCUUUCUAGCAUUUAGUGCUUCGGGCAUUUUUUUUCAUGUAUUCAGUGACAACUGCACUGGGGCUGUGCUUUCCUCAAAAUACUAUGGCUUGUCUCGUGGAACGCCUUCAUUGGGCCAGAGCCGCAUUUGUGUCACCAUGCGUCUACAGCAGUACAGAGCAUGGCGAUAGAAAACACGGCAACUGGCCCCCAUGACAUGAAAGUGCUGCCUGCUGUAAUAAGGAUACAGUCCUGAAAUAAUGGUCCUUUGAUGGGCUAGAGUAGGUGGGGGUCGUCCAUUUCUUGCGGUGAGGAUGCUAUGUCAUGACAGUAUGUACAUAGUAAUGUGGCAUAAAUUCAGCUUUUUAAAGAGUGUGCUCUAUCCCUCACCACGGGGAAAUAUUCUGCGCUGUUUGUGGCGGUGCCUGCCAGGAGUGUCGUGCGAAACGUUCUUAGAUGUGCCAGCUAUAAUGUGCAUGUACAUGAAUGAUACAUGUGGGAUGGCAGGCUGACAGACCUGACUUGCUGCAAAUGUAACAUUGCUUCGUUUUAGCACGGGGUGUAUAUUUUCGAACGAGAUGACAAAACGGGGCACGGUAUUCGAAUGGCGGUGGCCCAUGUGAAAUUGUACCUCUGAGGUACCCGAUGGAAACAUGAGUACCAAAGCCAGCACGCCCGUAAUAGAAAGUUCUCAUUUUGUAACAUUUAGUUACAAUGCAGUAACCAAACAUUUUUAAAGAUACGGCUCAGUAGUGCACUGUAACACAAUAGCGGCUGCUUACUCAUAUAGUAAAUGACAAUUUCAUGACAUGACAUUUUUGACACGUGCUUGGGUUUUCUGUAAUGGAUGUGCAGUAUAGUGUAAUGUACAGUGGGAAUCUUUUGUCAUGUAUCCUGCCCCCGAAGUUAACGGCAUUUACUCCAGAGGGUGAAUGCCUCUGAGACAAAGGAAAGCGACUCUGUUGUCCCUGCCCCCGAAAUACUUUGCCAUCCUUACCGGUGUGUUCAUGCAGUAUCAUGCAGUACUUCCCUCUUAGCGGCAGCUGUACUAUAUGUACUAUCGGAAUACUAUACUAGAAGGGUCAUAACCGCGCAUCAUUGUACGUACAUGGAGGCUCACGUUGGUCGCCGUCAUAAAUAUGCACGUUUCUGCCGUCUUGCACAAAUAGUCCAUUGUCCCUGCAUGACGUUUCAGGCGACGGCUAAGACGCAUUAAUAUUUUUUACUUGCGGUGCGGUCGAAACCACAUGAGUGCCCAUGUGCGUUGUCAUGUGCCAUUCCACUCACUUCUGUUUUAGUUGUACAUAUUAUUAUUAUUGUUUCUCGAAACUGCUUUUUUUAUUAUUAUUAUUAUUAUUCUCCAUGACUUUAUGUAGCUCUACAACAGGCUUACUCCCACAAUUUAUGAAGCGGCGAACAAGAGAAUUUGCUUCCUUUGAUCAAGAUUUGUAAUUGCAUUUUAAGUUGCUCGCAGGAAGUUGAGAAAAAGGAAUGCAGCUGUGUAUACUACAGUCAGACUAAUUAUGUAGUAUGCUCAUAAUGUUGAAACACUCUGGCUAUGUGCCUCAAGUACUCUGUGUGCUUUGUGGUCCAGUAGCGUAGCAUUGUCCUGCAUUAACAUGUCUUAUUUUUAUAUUUGCGCCAUUAACAUGUGUACAUUUUCUGAGUGUCAGUGAAUGUGUGUACAUACAUGACACAUACACACAAGGUGAUCAAGAAGAGUGAUACGAUUUGUUGUCUGCGGUAAAUUUAAUUGUGUUCAAAAACUUUGUGCCAGCUAAAGGGCCUCUGCUUAAUUAAGCAGACGUGAGCAGAAGUGGUCAGUUCCUCCCUCGCCUAUUCAGUUGUGACAACUUUGUAGAAGCUACCCGAAGAAUGUUAAAUACCAUCAAAUACGCAGUUUUCUGUCACUUCGUUAAUUGUAUAACUGGCACAUCACCACCUCAGGAUUUAAUUAUAAUUAAUACUUAAUGAUUAAUCAGUCAUUAGUUAUCACAAAAAAGAAAUGAGAAAGGUACUACCCUCUUAUGAUCACCCUGUACAUAAGGGACGCAUUUUAUUUUUAGGGUGUCAAGGAUUCACAUAGCCUUCUGUUUUAAUUAAGCCCAAACUACCAUUGUGCUAGUACCUUUGGUGCAGAUUUAUUACGGAGGUGUUCUGUAUAUAUUUGUGCUCUGUGCAGGCAAUGAUGCUUAGAGGAAAGCCUUAUGAUGCAGAUGUAUACACACGAUGCUGUAUUCUCAUAGCAGGCUUAUAAGGUGCUUGGGUUUACACCUGCGUUCAUUUCUACAUUCUGUCACCCCCGAGGUAGCUUAAUAAAAAAAAUUCAUCCCUCGUA